AUGACAGACCAUACACACCCAGAACUGGACGAGAAAGAAGGUGCUGUCGACGCCAUGCACAAUGAACACAAGGAGGGUGUCAAGGUCGAGACUGUCCAGGGCUCAGUGGCUCUGGAUAUUGCCAGACGGACGAAUCCCCCGAGUCCAUGGAGUACUCAAAUGCUAAAGUUAUACUCAUUCUUGACGGUGGCGUAUCUUUGCUCAGCCCUAAACGGAUUUGAUGGCUCGCUGAUGGGUGCUCUGCUUCCUAUCCCGCAGUUUCGUGAGACCUUCGGCUCUGGUUUAGUCGGUUCUAAAGCCUCCUUGAUCCAAGGAAUGUACACUAUUGGAGGUGUCUGCGCGCUGCCCUUUGUCGGAAUUUUCCUGGAUACUUGGGGACGCCGCUGUGGCAUGUUUGUUGGAUCCUGCUCUGUCAUUCUCGGUACAAUUCUCGGUGGAACCGCCAACCACAUGGAUCAACUGCUUGCCAGCCGAUUCUUCCUUGGCUGGGGUUACUCUAUGGCGUCUUCCGCCGCACCCGCAUACGUCGUCGAGAUGAGUCAUCCCGAAUACCGCGACGUUUUGACCGGUUUAUACAAUUGCCAGUACUUUGUUGGCGCUAUUGCUGCUGCUGGUGCUUGCCGCGGAUCCCUGAAAUACGAAAGCUCCCUUGCGUGGCGCAUCCCCAUUUGGUGUCAGUUGAUUUCCUCCAGCAUCGUGCUGCUCGCUGUCUGGUUCAUUCCUGAAUCUCCUCGGUGGCUUUACAGCCACGGACGCCGCGAGGAAGCCUGGGAUGUUAUCACUAGAUAUCAUGGCGAGGGAUCCCGUGAUAACGCUUAUGUCCACCUACAAGUGCGGGAAUAUGAAGAGGCGAUCAACCUUGAAGGCUCCGACAAGAAGGCAUGGGACUUCAGAGAGCUUGUUAACACUAAGGCCGCUAGAUGGAGACUCAUGUGUGUGGGUAUCGCAUCGUUCUUGAGUCAGUGGGCGCAGGCUGGUGUCACGAGCUACUACAUUGGUGGACUUUUGGCCACAGCUGGUAUUACGGAUACAACACGAGUGCUCAACGUCAAUCUUGGCAACACGGUUCUUUCCGCCGGUGGAGCUUAUCUGGGAAGUUAUUUGGGCCCGAAAUUCCGUCGCAGACCUAUGAUGAUUGGCGCCUCAAUUGCUUGCAGUCUCGCCUUUGCCAGUUUCUCAGCCACAACCGGUGUGUACUCGAAGACCGAAGAACCGAAAGCGGCCACUGCUUCCAUUGUGUUUAUCUUCUUGAUCGGUUUCUGUUUCAGUUUGGGUUGGACCCCAUUGCAGGCCAUGUACGCCGUUGAAUGUCUGUCAUACGAGACUCGUGCCAAGGGUAUGGCCAUGUACUCUGUCUUCACCAACAUUGCCUUGCUGGUGAAUCAGUUCGGAGUCGGAAAUGCCAUUAGCGUCAUUGGCUGGCACACAUACAUCAUUCUAGCCGGCUGGAAUAUUGUCCAGGGAGUGUUCAUCUACUUCUUCGCUGUUGAAACAAGUGGACGGACUCUUGAGGAACUCAGUGAGAUCUUCGAAGCCCCCAAUCCUCGCAAGAAGAGUACGGAAUCACAGCAGGUAUUGGUUUCCGAGGCUGCAAAUCAGGUGGUGGAAGUUAAGGGUGCAUAA
This is a messenger RNA of Penicillium griseofulvum, 1623 nucleotides long. RefSeq names its product Major facilitator superfamily domain, general substrate transporter. The record is from RefSeq and is a predicted model, not a curated record. The transcript is spliced from 4 exons. The coding region runs from base 1 to 1623 and encodes 540 amino acids. Lineage: Eukaryota; Fungi; Ascomycota; Eurotiomycetes; Eurotiales; Aspergillaceae. Gene Ontology annotation, molecular function: carbohydrate:proton symporter activity. Gene Ontology annotation, biological process: transmembrane transport; carbohydrate transport. Gene Ontology annotation, cellular component: membrane.